Messenger RNA from Elephantulus edwardii (Cape elephant shrew), 933 nucleotides. RefSeq names its product olfactory receptor 5I1-like. The record is from RefSeq and is a predicted model, not a curated record. Gene Ontology annotation, biological process: G protein-coupled receptor signaling pathway; sensory perception of smell. Gene Ontology annotation, molecular function: G protein-coupled receptor activity; olfactory receptor activity; odorant binding. The coding region runs from base 1 to 933 and encodes 310 amino acids. The transcript has a single exon. Lineage: Eukaryota; Metazoa; Chordata; Mammalia; Macroscelidea; Macroscelididae. Gene Ontology annotation, cellular component: membrane.
AUGGAAGAAGAGAAUGGGACCGUGAAGACUGAUUUCAUCCUGCUGGGAUUUAGUGACCACCCAGAACUUCAGAGACUUCUUUUUGCUGUAUUCUUUUCCAUCUACUCUGUGACGCUGAUGGGGAACCUUGGGAUGAUUUUAUUAAUCACAACCAGUUCCCACUUGCACACUCCUAUGUAUUUUUUUCUCUGUAUAUUGUCCUUCAUAGACGCAUGCUACUCUUCCGUGAUUGCUCCCAAACUACUUGUGGACUUGGUUUCUGAUAAGAAAGCAAUCUCUUACAAUGGAUGUGCUACACAGUUAUAUUUUUUCUGUUCCUUGGUUGAUACUGAAUCUUUCCUUUUGGCUGCCAUGGCUUAUGACCGGUACAUAGCUAUUUGCAACCCACUGCUUUAUACUGUUAUUAUGUCCAAGAGAAUUUGUUGCCAGCUUGCAAUGGGAGCAUUUUUGGGAGGUACCAUGAGCUCCAUUAUUCAUACCACCAACACUUUCCAUCUCUCUUUCUGCUCCAAAGAAAUUAACCAUUUCUUUUGUGACAUCUCUCCACUAUUUUCCCUCUCUUGCACUGAUACUUAUGUUCAUGACAUUGUCCUGGUGGUUUUUGCGAGUUUGGUUGAGGCCAUCUGUCUUCUAGCAGUUCUUCUCUCAUACGUCUUCAUCAUAGUUGCUAUUCUCAAGACAGGUUCUGCGGACGGGAGAAAGAAAGGGUUCUCCACGUGUGCUUCCCACCUGACCGUUGUUACUAUCUACCAUGGUACCUUGAUCUUCAUUUAUUUACGCCCCAGCACAGAUCAUUCACUGGAUAUCGAUAAAGUGACCUCUGUGUUUUAUACAUUGAUUAUACCCAUGUUGAACCCUUUGAUUUACAGUUUAAGAAACAAAGAUGUCAAAAAUGCUUUUAGAAAAAUUAUCAGUAGAAACUUUCUUUCAUAG